AGAACAGUGCCGACUCUUAAAUAGCGUAGUCAAUGCUUGAAUCAGUAAUUUCAUUUUAUUGUUUACAUUUUUUAAAUAUCAUUGUCAAUCUUUCAUUUCCUUAAAAGUUAAAUUAUUAUGAAGAAAGAAGGAGAAAAUGUCGUAAAGAAUUAAGCGCGCUAUAAUGUGCGUUAAAUAAAGGUGUACAAGGAUUGCUGAAUCGUCUCUUGUCUCCUUAUUAUUAUUAUCCACCCUUGGCGGAAUUGCUUACAUUUGAUUCUUGUAAUCAGUUAUAUUAAAUUUAUUUGCUUAUUUUGAGCAAUUCUAAAUAAUACGAUGGCCGAAAUGCUUGUAGAUGGAGAAAAUGCCGAUAGUUCGGGUCGAGUAUCUAGACCAACCCUGGCGCAGGUAAAAGCUGUUGUUGAGUUCAUGCAAAAACACCCAGAUUUAGCUCAUAGAAAGCUCAGGUAUGGUGUAAGCCAUCAGAAAUUUAAAAAAUUGUGGAUUGAACUAUCUAAUAUUGCUAAUUCUAUAGAUGGAGCUAUUAAAUCUACUAAAGGUUGGAUUAAGUUCUGGUCAGAUAAAAGGAGAAGUAUUAUGAUUAAGCAUAAACAAAUAGAAAAUGGCAAAUUGAUGGGUUCACUAUCACCUCUAGAACAGAAAAUAUUAGAUUUAUGUGAAAACAAAAAUCCAGGAAGAAGUAAAAAAGGAGUGAAACAAGAGCCCUGUGAUGAUGAUGAUGACAAUGAUUCAUUAGAUGAUAUAUUUACGAAAGCAGUUGAGAAUGACUUUGAUAAUCAAAUGUUUGCAAAUGAGGCAGAGGAGAGACAAUUAAAUACUAUGGAAAAAUUGGUUGAUGUAAUGGGACAGCAGGCAACUGCCAUGUCUCAAAUGGCACAAGCUGCAAUGGAUAACUCGAAAGCUCUAGAAAGAUUAGCAGAAGCUUCACACAUUCAAGCACUAGCGGUAGAUAGGCUGGCAACUACAUUCGAGACGAUCAGUUCUUCAAUUCAUGAUGUGCGGAAUGCUUUAUUAGGCAUUGAUUACACUAUGAAGAGAUGUUACUCUACGACGGCAACACAGCCACGUCAGAACACCAAUAUAUUCAGCUAAGACUGCGGUUCAUAUUUUGGAAUUUAAUUAUGUACUACGUUUGGUAGAUUUUUAUUUAUUUGAAGACAUUCAUAUGAAAUUUUAUUUGCAAAAAAUACACUGCAUUUUUAUUUAAAAAUACUGUACAUAUAUUUUUUUACUUAACUAUUUAAGCUGUGGGCUAAUGUGUGGGCUGUGGCAUAGUAUUUGGUCCCAACAUGUCUGCCAUUAUGCCAAGAUAAAGUGAAUAAAUUUAAUAAUAUUUAAAUAUAUCUAUAAUACUGCGUUAUUAUAGCAACAUAAUAAUUAUAUAAAUGCGUGGAUAAGUAAAAAAUGUGUUAUUUUAAAUAUAUUAUUUAAAUCAUU
Galleria mellonella (greater wax moth) is the source of this 1437-nucleotide messenger RNA. RefSeq lists its product as uncharacterized. The coding region runs from base 316 to 1092 and encodes 258 amino acids. The transcript has 6 exons. The record is from RefSeq and is a predicted model, not a curated record. NCBI's taxonomy places the organism in Eukaryota, Metazoa, Arthropoda, Insecta, Lepidoptera, Pyralidae.